AUGAAUUGCGUGAUAGCGUGGGGUAUACCAGCAAUCAUCGUUGGAUGUGUGGUUAUAUUCAAAUUCGAUGCGUAUGGUAAUGACGAAAGAUGCUGGAUUUCCAAUUCCACCAUUUUCUUCGCAACUUUCUUCGCACCUGCCAUUCUGAUUGUUCUGAUCAAUCUAGUGGUGUUCGUUAUAGUCAUGUGGGUCUUGGCCAAUCGACACUUCGAUGCCCGACGCUACACUGUAGGUAGCAAACAGCGCGAUAUCUCGCGAGGACGGAGGGAGAUAUUAGGCAUCAUAUCCAUAACCGCUUUGCUUGGUUUGACCUGGCUCUUUGGCGGUUUCUCCGUGGGAGAAGGCGUCCGGAUGACUUCCCUUUAUCUCUUCACAAUCUUCAAUUCUGCUCAGGGUUUCUUUAUCUUCGUCUUCUACGGUGCCCUUUCCUUCGUCACCACCAGGGGGAAGACCAGCCUUGCCUCCCCGUCUCCCUUUACCAAUACUACGGGUAAGAAGUGCAGGGAGCUCUCGGUGCCUAACAAGACUCUUAACAAGAAACUCCUCCGAUUACAACUUAGCCGGUCUCAGUCUGACAAACGGAACACCGUGGGUGAAACUUGGAUAACAUCGUGCAGUGAUGUGCGGCUGGAUUUCGGACGAGUCAACAAUGCUUUCGACGGAGACAUUGCCUGUAAUGAUGUCAAGGGGUCAAAGAUCACACUACACACUGGUUCCCGGACUGAUGAAACGACCCUCGUUGGAUUUGUUCUUUCUGCUGGCAUUUUACAUACUGGAAACCAGCGGAGCAGCUUCGACGAACGAGUGGACUGCCGGUAUACCGUUUGGGUCGAAUCGGAUAAUCGACUCCGGGAAGAAUUCGUAGUUGGGACUGGUAUAAUAUUCUGUGGAAAACAGUCUAGUAUCGAUUUCCUACAACCUAUACCGUAAUCGACUGACUGUUGGCUUUCAGGGAAAUGUCAAUGUCGUCAAAUUAAUGACAUUCUGGACCCUAGUUGCUGCAAAGUGUUGGUGGUAAAAAUUGUGUUAGAGAGUCUACCAUUACCUGUUUUGUUUAUACAGCUAUAAAUACGCUUAAGAAACCUGCAUAGAAACACAUUACUAUGAGAAGUAACUGGUGAUCGGUUUCAAAUAGUUUGUUUCAAGAAUGGAAUUGCUUUUGAUUGGAAUCAAUUUUCUUGUAUAUUGCAUAUCUUAACAUUAUGACGUCGGUGAAUAUAAUUUGGGGAAUCAAGUGGAUUUCUUUGCCUGAAUUUCGCCUUAUUGGACACAAGUUCGAAUCCCACUUCAGACCAAAGCCUUGCCUAUGGAUUGGGUGCCCAACCCUUACCCAACGUGGGGGGCUUCUUCCUGGAUUUUCUUCCCACUGUUAAUAGCUGUCCUACCACCUCCCCUGUUCAUCCUGUUGGUGGUCCUAUUUGUGCUGUCGGAUGUGUAAAAACUAAAUUAUUAUUAGCAACAAAAAUGUUGUUGAUGUUUGAUAUUUUAACCGAAAGUGCAUGGAAACAAAUAUACAUAAUAACCUGUGA
This is a messenger RNA of Asterias rubens (European starfish), 1529 nucleotides long. RefSeq names its product adhesion G-protein coupled receptor G6-like. Gene Ontology annotation, biological process: adenylate cyclase-activating G protein-coupled receptor signaling pathway; cell surface receptor signaling pathway. NCBI's taxonomy places the organism in Eukaryota, Metazoa, Echinodermata, Asteroidea, Forcipulatida, Asteriidae. Gene Ontology annotation, cellular component: membrane. Bases 1 to 930 code for a protein of 309 amino acids. The transcript is spliced from 5 exons. Gene Ontology annotation, molecular function: G protein-coupled receptor activity. The record is from RefSeq and is a predicted model, not a curated record.